AUGGUUGCAUGGAACUUAAGAAUCAGUGUGUAUUACAAGUGUAUUAUUGUCGAUGAUGAUGGCCACUUCAAUUUCCUCAACACCGCGGAAGCAAUAGCGAGAUGGCUCAAGUGGCUUGGGCAACGUGACAGUAUCCCAGCCCUCGUGCUUCCUUCGGGUGGCAUAAAAGCUAGGCACCGGAAGGGUGAUACGGCUAAGAGAAUAACUGUUCAUCAUAUGGCAGUUGAUCUGUUCGCCGAGCUUGGCAACUGGCUUGCAAACGUUUCGUCCCCAGUCGAGGAGAUAUCGUCAUUGAAUGGGUUUCACAAUGGAAUUGGACCCAUUCAACUGUGCACUGACGAUGUCCCCUCGAAUGAGAAGACGAAACGUUUGCAAGCCAAUUGCCAAGCCCGGCGAACAGAUCAACUGCUAUCUGAUCAACCACCAGUAACCAAGAUUCCUACAACUAAACACGCUGUUGUGCCGAAUCGGCCGUCGAUUGAGCACAACGGGUCAGCUAAAACAGGCUCCUGCGAAUGUCCCCAGUUUUUCUAUUUCACACACUUUUCCCUUCCCCUCCACUCCCCUCAUUCCACUAAUGACACCAUUCGUGCGAACCAAUCACUUAGGAUCGACGACUUCGUUCAUCUUGUGUCGGUCUUGGUCGUAAUACCUGCCCGUCACCUGGCGGCGAUAGAUACUGUUGAGCUAUGGCAGUUCUUCGAAGAUAGUGGAUCGACAUGCUUCUUGCCGACUUGCGAGGGCCUGAACGGAAGCGAACUGUCAGGCGUGCACGCACCACUGUGUGAUCGGAAUCAAGUGGUUUGCCCCAGAAGGAACGGCAGUCUUGAAUUGUGGCUCUCCACCGGUGCCGGGUCCACGGUUGAUUUGUAG
This is a messenger RNA of Opisthorchis viverrini, 873 nucleotides long. RefSeq lists its product as hypothetical. The transcript has 6 exons. Bases 1 to 873 code for a protein of 290 amino acids. The record is from RefSeq and is a predicted model, not a curated record. NCBI's taxonomy places the organism in Eukaryota, Metazoa, Platyhelminthes, Trematoda, Opisthorchiida, Opisthorchiidae.